CUCAGUCCGAGAGUGACGAUGAACUUUCAGGAACAACGACAUCUGAUGACGAUAACAGCUCUCCCAAAGGUUUCAUCAGAAAACGAUCUGCAAAGAAAAAAGACAAAAAUCCACCUGUGGCUGAAUCAGGUUCCGGUAAGAAGAAAGGUUCUAAUGGUAAAGAUUCAUCGCAAGCUUCAACAACGACUGCCCAGCCCGAGAGCGUCAGUACCCAUCCAGGAGGCCAGGCAGCGGACAGCACUGACAGCACUUCUGCAGAAUCAGGUUCCGGCAAGAAGAAAAGCUCCAAGGGCAAAGAUUCAUCGCAAGCUUCAACAGCGACCGCACAACCCGAGAGCGACAGUGAACAGUCAGGAAGCCAUGCAUCAGGCGGCACUUCCGCAGCCCCAUCUGAGAGUACCAGUAAACAGUCAAAAGGCCAUGCAUCAAAUGGCACCGACAGCACCUCCAAAGGCCCUAAGUCCGCGAAGAAAAGCUCAGGGAGCGCUCACAGUUCAGCCUCUACAGAGGAUGAUUUGA
Molecule: messenger RNA, 519 nt
Organism: Branchiostoma belcheri (Belcher's lancelet)
Lineage: Eukaryota; Metazoa; Chordata; Leptocardii; Amphioxiformes; Branchiostomatidae
Exons: 6
Coding region: 19-519 (166 amino acids)
Source: RefSeq, a predicted model, not a curated record